This is a messenger RNA of Laetiporus sulphureus 93-53, 690 nucleotides long. RefSeq lists its product as uncharacterized. The record is from RefSeq and is a predicted model, not a curated record. The transcript is spliced from 2 exons. The coding region runs from base 223 to 450 and encodes 75 amino acids. Lineage: Eukaryota; Fungi; Basidiomycota; Agaricomycetes; Polyporales; Laetiporaceae.
ACUGCUGCAAAUAUCGUCGCAUAUUUGCAUGACUCGUGAACCACUCCUCUUACGUUUUCUCUGCCAACGAGACACUAACGAUUUUACAGACUCGUUCCCGUCUUGAUCUCUCAUGUCCUCAAUGUCCGGGCCGCAGUGCGGUCCACACGUGGAGAGCAGUCCCAGACACCCUCUUUCGUCCGGUCAAAGCGUAGCGUCCAGACCCAAGCCGACAUCGAAAACAUGUCGUUCGAAUUGAACAUCCUCAGCAGCACCGAACAAGCCCCAGAGACCGAUCGCGGUCUGGGCCCGGCGCAAGACUCUAUUGAACAUGAUCAAAUUGUUGCUGAACCGCGAAACAUGGCAGACCACGUUGUUACUACCGGCCAUGAUCAUCAGGACGUGAACGAGGAAGAGGGAAUUGACGAUGUCGAGGAAGAAAUGCGGUCGGAUUGGGAGGACGACGAGUAGGGGAGAGAAUGGGUGUCCGAGCCGUGAUGUCAGACUCACGGCGAUUGUGCGUUUGCUUGCUAUUUAUUUUCUCCGCGCAAUUUUCCCCUGUGGUCUGCGCGAUAUGGCUGUUGAUAGUUCAAGCCCCAUCACGGGGCUCUAUACCCGACUUCACAGAUAUGUAUUGCACUAUAGAUCUCACUUAAUGCGCUCCUAGCUCUAUUAUCUGUCACUUGAUUUCGUCUUUCAUUACUUUUCGGC